CAACUCUCAGUAUCGUUCAGAACCUUGAAUACCAGGGUAGCUACCCGCAUACGUUGACGCAGUAAUUCUUGUCAUUCUUUAUUUAUCUUUGUAUAUCAAACAAAACUAAAAAAGAAAGAAAAUGAAUCAUUUCGCUUGGCUUCACUUCUUGUGCUGGUGUAUUCUACUCGGCGGCUCCGCCCGGUUGGUCAGAAGCUCUGCUAUCCAUCAAGUGCCCCUAAGCGAUGGAACAGUCGGUGCCAUCCAGCGCGAGAAACGACUCUUCAAAUCGCCUCAAGUAAUACCUAGACUAACGGGACUAACGAGUCCCGUUUUCUCUCACCCCUGGCAACUAAUGCCACCUAUGAGAAACAGCCGCAACUGGAAAGCAUCCGACGAAGAAGAGUUCUUCCUGCGCCACAAGCGGAGACCGAUAAGCCACACUAACGAGCAACUGACUGAUUCACAAAUGGACGACGAGGUGUCGACCGUUUCGUCAACCAAUGAAGAUUUCAAAACCCGAUUGAAUGUCGGAGGGAGCCCCAUUCUACGAAACUUUGGUUGGGAUCCCAAUUUUCAAGGGUUUAAAAACAAUGGCAAUUCUGUUCCCCGUGUGGAUCGAAACAAACUGUUGAACAAAUUUUGGAACGCCGUGUACAAUCCGCUCCCAUACGGCGGUCCCCGUUCGUUGCAGUCAAGCGUUGAAGAAGCGGAAGUGACUUUCCGUCAAAAGCAGGCAUCCGGACUUCCGGUUGCUCGUACGGCGUCGCGUGAAAAGGAGCCGGAAAGGCCUGAACUUCGAUUACCGAUUCCCGAUUCAGAGAUCCCGAGUCCCGGUCACUAUCGCCAACCGGUGAACGAAUCAUUGUUGCAAGCUUCAAACAAUCCGCAAAUUCGACCAAAAUUGCCGGUAGUUAAUAGUACGACGAGCAAUCCUUUGGAAAGGCCAGUCAACGUGGAAGCUUUCCGAAUCUUAAUGGAAAUCAUCAGAUCUCUCAGAAAUAUGGAUGUCUAUUCAACUACGGCAUCUCCUUUGUUAAGCGGAGACAAUAAAAGUAGUAUCCUUCCAUAGUCAUUUUCCUAUUACGCUAACAGCUUCUCAUCUUUGUACUGAAAGCCAUUUUCUUGUAAAUAUUAUUAUUAUUAUUUCUAAAUUGGCACACUCAAUGGACGAUGAAGGUGACAAAAACGGAAAAAAAUAUUAGUCAAACUGAUGAUUUGUUUUUUGGCAUAAUAAUAAAGCUUUCCAAAUUGACAUCCCAAAUGGAUCCCUUUUCUGCUGCGAAAGUUGUAAAUUUUGUUUCGUGUUUACCUCGUGAAGAGAUUGUUUGAUUACACGUUCUUCUGUUUGAUGAA
Molecule: messenger RNA, 1335 nt
Organism: Daphnia pulex (common water flea)
Lineage: Eukaryota; Metazoa; Arthropoda; Branchiopoda; Diplostraca; Daphniidae
Exons: 2
Coding region: 122-1051 (309 amino acids)
Source: RefSeq, a predicted model, not a curated record